GAAAUUUAAAUACAUGUCAAUUCAGUAUUUAAAUGUCAUCACCACGUGGUUUUGCCCUACAAAAAUGCUUAUUAUAUACUAUUUCUAAAGUAAAUUCGAAUAAAAUUAAUAAUCUCUGUUAUCAAUUAGCUACAUCAUAACAUUUUCAUUAACAUAAGUAUCUGCAUUGUUAACACUGCUGAAAAUAUGGAUUAGUAUUACGUCUAUUCAGAAACACCUUAUAGUUCGACAAUCGUUUAUCAGUAUCACAUAAAUCAUUAUAAUCGCACAAGAAGUGUAUUGAAACAAAAUAAAGAUGCUCUAAAUUCGAUGCAUCACACUUAUGGGAGGCAUACAUAUAUCGCUAGAAUUGAAGGGAUAUCGAUGAAAAGACGCCUUAUAUGUAUUUUCCCAUAAACUGUUCCAUCAAUCUCAUUCGGUUAUCGAAUUUAUUGAAAGCUUAACAAUAAUUAAUAUGGACCGCUGUUUGUUUUCAUUAUAACUUUGUGAAGUAAUCCUCGAUAAAUUAUGUCAUCCAAAAUUUGGGUUUGGAAGAAAGUUCCUGGUAUAGUCGGUCGAUGUAACGAUGUCAUUUAUUCACGUCCGAAAAUACCUCCGAGCCAGGAUCUUCUUUUAUAUUUUGGGGGAGAUGUUCAAGACAUUCAGGAGAAUAUGGAACAACAUUCAGAUAGUAAAAAGUAUAUAGAAUGGAAUUUGCAAAAUACUGCUCAUAUACUAUCAACAAACUUCCCCCAAAAACAUAUAAUUGUCAUUCGUCCAUCGAGAAUAUAUGUAACAAUGCAUGCUUUGUUUAGCUGUUUUGAUAACUUUGUACCAGGAAAUGAAUAUGGUAUCCCAUCGUACCUUCCAACACAUAAUGGUUUAAAACAUUUACAAGAACUGGUAAAAUCAUGUUUGGAUCAUAUUAAGACAUGCAGUGGUAACGAGGAUCCUAGUCUUUUCAGUAUUGAGAAAAUAAAAUUAACAUUAAUGGGCUUUAGCAAAGGCUGUGUUGUUUUAAAUCAGUUGCUUCACGAGUUUCAUUACUACCAAAGAAAAUCAAAACCAGAUGUUGAAAUUAAUAAUUUUAUAAAACUUAUUGAAAGUAUGUGGUGGUUAGAUGGUGGACAUGCAGGAACUAAGGAUACAUGGAUCACAGAUAAAUCCAUCUUGGAAUCAUUUGCAAAAUUAAGGAUAAAUGUUCACGUACAUGUUACACCAUAUCAAGUUCAAGAUUCUAGUCGUCCGUGGAAUCGCGAAGAGGAGAACCGAUUUUCUACUACUUUGAAAAAUAUCGGAGUUCCCAUAAAACGGGAAUUACAUUUCACAGAUAAACCAAGAAGUUUGCUGCUUCAUUUUAACGUUAUCAAAGCUGUUGGAAAUUGCACACAGUAAGGUUGUGAUAUUUAAAAAAGUCUGCGAUAUUUUACUUUUAUCAAUAAGUAACAAUAUUAACACAUUUAUGCCUUAAAUUAUUAAAUGCACUAUCAGACAUGAAAUAAUUAAAAAAAAAAAUAAAUAAAAAAUAAAAAACCUGUAGUUUUAAUUAUAGUUAAUUACAAUUUAUAUCUGUUCUUUUUACAAGACAGUUAACUUCUUGAUUCAAUAUUUACAUGUGAUUUUAAUCACAAUCUUGUUAGUUUUUAGUAACAUUUGUUUUGCAUAAUGAUAUACACUAUACUGUUCAAAUAUAAUAAAAUAAAUAUGAAUAAAAAGUAAAUGCAUAUAAAGUGUUUU
Messenger RNA from Osmia bicornis bicornis, 1716 nucleotides. RefSeq names its product mitochondrial protein C2orf69 homolog. NCBI's taxonomy places the organism in Eukaryota, Metazoa, Arthropoda, Insecta, Hymenoptera, Megachilidae. The record is from RefSeq and is a predicted model, not a curated record. Gene Ontology annotation, cellular component: mitochondrion. The transcript has 5 exons. Bases 508 to 1374 code for a protein of 288 amino acids.